AUGCUAAACUUCAUCAAACAGGCCUUCCGUAAGACCCCGGCAAAGCUAUACGGACUCGACCAUGCCGUCCUCAACAUCCAGCUCCCGCCACAGUCAAUGUGGAUGAACGUUGGAUAUUGGGAGCACACAAACAACUUCCCAGAAGCAUGUGAAGCGCUCCUAGAGCAAGUUGUGACAACAGCUCUAUCAACGGAGAAAGCGCCCUCUGUCCGAAUCCUAGAUGUCGGAUGUGGCUGCGGCGAUCAAUCAUUAUACCUGCACAAAAUCCUAAGAGCUUCGUCUCCUACCUCAAGAGACCCUGGAAACACCUCAGAUCCACAGGUUUCAAAGCAAAGGCUGCGUUUUCGGCAUUCAGUAACCGAGGUUGAAUCAUCGUCUCUGCUGAAACUGGAAUCCUAUAUCGGAAUCACACUGGAACCAAUUCAAGCAGCAUUCGGCUCCCGCCGUCUCAAAGAAAUGCAGCUCGGAAGCCCAGAUCCUCAGGUCCCAGCAGAGAUCUUCUGCGCCGACGCAGGAAAUCCAAGCAGCUGGACGGGUGAAUUGAAAGAAUCAAUCACAACCCUCGAAACAGGCGCAAAGGAAGAACUCAGCCCCUCAACAUGGCUCCUAGCCCUAGACACAAUGUACCACUUCCGACCAACACGCCUCCCCCUUCUAAGCUAUGCCCAAAAGAAUCUACAAGCAAACCUUAUGGCCUUCGACCUAGUCAUGGCCGAUGAUAUCCCCUGGCAUCAGAAACUGCUGUUACGGGUUAUGUGCUGGCUGACGAAUGCGCCGUUUGCAAAUCUCGUUUCGAGGAGUGAGCAGGCUGAGGAGGGCGUGCCAUAUGGGUUGAAGAUGGGGAAGUUUCGGGUUGCUAGGAAGAUGUUUGCUUGGUGGGCUAGGGGGGAUAUUGUUCGGGGGCUUAUUGUUGUUGCUAGGGGGAAGAAGGAGGAAUAA
This is a messenger RNA of Penicillium arizonense, 939 nucleotides long. RefSeq lists its product as uncharacterized. The coding region runs from base 1 to 939 and encodes 312 amino acids. The record is from RefSeq and is a predicted model, not a curated record. Lineage: Eukaryota; Fungi; Ascomycota; Eurotiomycetes; Eurotiales; Aspergillaceae. The transcript has 3 exons.